GCGCAAUUCAUAAGGUGUCCUCCCACGCCGCAGGCGGCCCACGGGCCACAAGAAAAGUCCCCGAGGCCCACAGUCCACGUCUCUUCAAUCCCGGCUCUUCCGAUUUCCCCGAGGGCCAAGGGAAAGAGUCAAGGCAGACGGAGAGACGAGACAGAGAGUCCCUAAUUCUGGUCCACUGUUCCCCACAGCUCGUCCAUACAGGUAUAUAGAUCAACAACGAUAUUUUCGCUUCGGAUCGAUCAUUAAGCAAGUCUGUUAAGUCGCCCCAUCCUCAAGCGUGGGCUACCCCCGACACACCUUCAGCGCACACUUGCUUCGUGUUCUGUCAUCAACUGACCCACGCAUAUUCUGAACGAUCGAACAGGCUGCGCCACUUUCCAACCGUUCAGCAACAUGUUUUCUAAUCUGCCUGAUCAUGAAUGCGACGCGUUCUUUAACAUCAUGGAUGAAUACUUUUCUCAGCGACCGCAAUUGGAUCCCAUCGCGAUUGCCGAGGAAAUGGCAGAGCUCCGCGCUGGAGCGAGUCCUGAUGAUCCCACUUCGAAAUCGACAUCUGGAGCUGUAAAUGUAAACUCACAAGCGCCACCACCACCUACGGGGCGAAACCCUGUUGUGUCCACCGAAGAGGCAAGGCCAGCAGAAGAGGGGGAUCCGGACGCCGUAAUGUAUGCAGAGGCGAUAUAUGCGUAUCCUAAAAACGAAGCGGAUGAUCUGGAGCUGGCCAAGGGCGAACGUUUGGUGCUUCUCGAGCGGAUAUCAGAUGAUUGGUGGAGGGGAAGAAGCAUGGACGGGAAACGGAGAGAGGGGAUCGUACCGAGCGCAUAUGUCCAAGAAUUGCGAUGACCGUAGAAAGAUGCGACCUCAAACAUAACGCAGUUUUGAAAUACCAUUUUUUGAUGUUAGGCUGCCGCCGUUGG
Messenger RNA from Tilletiaria anomala UBC 951, 917 nucleotides. RefSeq lists its product as uncharacterized. Gene Ontology annotation, cellular component: ESCRT-0 complex. Bases 442 to 843 code for a protein of 133 amino acids. The record is from RefSeq and is a predicted model, not a curated record. Lineage: Eukaryota; Fungi; Basidiomycota; Exobasidiomycetes; Georgefischeriales; Tilletiariaceae. Gene Ontology annotation, molecular function: protein binding. Gene Ontology annotation, biological process: protein transport to vacuole involved in ubiquitin-dependent protein catabolic process via the multivesicular body sorting pathway. The transcript has 3 exons.